GGUGUGUUUUAUGCGGAAAAUUGGAGUCCAGAACAAAAAUUGUUUACAUUUUGUCUUUAUUAAUUUCAAUCGGUGGUUAUUGUAAUUUAUCUUUGCAUUAGAUUUUUUACCUUGUUUAUAAGCUUACUCUUAUUAUCUAGUUACACCAUGGAUUUCCAACACAGACCUGGAGGGAAAACUGGCAGUGGUGGUGUUGCCAGUUGGUCUGAAACAAAUAGAGAGAGGAGAGAAAGAUUAAGGCAGUUAGCCUUAGAAUCAAUCGACUUACAAAAAGAUCCAUAUUUUAUGAAAAAUCAUCUUGGUUCUUAUGAAUGUAAAUUGUGUCUAACUCUUCACAAUAAUGAAGGUUCUUACUUGGCCCAUACUCAGGGUAAAAAACAUCAAACAAAUUUAGCUCGAAGACAGGCUAAAGAUUCGAAAGAUUCACCAGCUUUACCAGCGCCUGCCAAACCAAGAACCGACAUUAGAAAAUUUGUAAAAAUUGGAAGACCUGGUUACAGAGUUACUAAACAGUUAGAUCAAGAAACUGGACAACAAUCUCUCUUAUUUCAGGUUGAUUAUCCUGAGAUUACUGAUGGGAUUGUUCCCCGUCAUCGAUUUAUGUCCGCUUAUGAGCAAAAAAUUGAGCCUCCUGAUAGACGUUGGCAAUAUGUUUUAUUUGCUGCUGAACCAUAUGAAACUAUAGGCUUUAAAGUUCCGAGUCGAGAAGUGGACAAAAGUGAAGAUAAGUUUUGGACUCUUUGGAAUAAAGAUUCAAAACAAUUUUUCCUCCAAGUAGCUUUUAAAGUUGAACCUGGUAAUCAAUCUAUAAUGGCUUCAGUAAUGGGACCCAAUAAAUCGAAAGACAUGUCUAAUAAUCAGCCCUCUAAACCUUCAGGACCAAAGGAAAAUUAUAAUGGCAACAGCUCGUUAGCCAAAAACAAUAUGGCUAGAUCAUCUCGUGUCGAACCAGACUCUAACAACGCACCGACAAAUAACCACGAGAACAAUAAGACACCCGAACCUACAACCUCAGAUGCUAACUCUGAUAACAUUUCAUCGAAUACAAAUGAUAGCAAUGGCAACGGCAACGGCUCCAACGAUUCUGAAAAUAUUGAAACUGAUGAGGCAGAUGAAAAUUCCACCGACAGAAUGCCAAUGGAAGAAUCUUAACUUUCUAAAAUAUCUUCAUUAAAAUUUCAAAUUAUCAUUA
Tetranychus urticae (two-spotted spider mite) is the source of this 1192-nucleotide messenger RNA. RefSeq names its product splicing factor 3a subunit 2 (gene Sf3a2). Gene Ontology annotation, molecular function: zinc ion binding; nucleic acid binding. Gene Ontology annotation, biological process: spliceosomal complex assembly. Gene Ontology annotation, cellular component: nucleus; U2 snRNP; catalytic step 2 spliceosome. The record is from RefSeq and is a predicted model, not a curated record. Lineage: Eukaryota; Metazoa; Arthropoda; Arachnida; Trombidiformes; Tetranychidae.